GUCAGGCGGGAACAGUGAACAGGGGUGCGUGUGUGGGAGUUUGAUGUAUUAUUCCCGCCAAGGAGCUGUCAACAAUUGGCCAAGAUUGGGAUAACUAAGAUAAAUCGAAGUUUUUUUACUGUAAAUUACUGUUUUAUAAGUUUGUUUAUUGUAAUUAUUCAUUUAUUUGUAACUAUACUUUAUGCAAAAUGUCGAAACAAGAAGAUAGCGAAGAAAACUGGAUUUCAGCAAUGGACAACUUAUGUUCGAAAUUAAACGUAGACCCAGUGGCUGCGAAAAAAUCAAAAGAAUCGUUUUCAGAAAUUAAACAAAAUUAUACAUUGGACGGUGAUAUUUUGCACUGGAUUGCUUGUGCUUUAUACGUAGCGUGUCGUACAUCCAUUACCCCUACAGUCCAGACAGGAAAAGCAGUGGAAGGGAACUGUGUUAGCCUUACGAGACUGUUGAGGCUUUGUAACAUAAGUCUUAUACAAUUUUUCAAUAAAAUCAAAAACUGGAUGGAAAUGGCUGCUAUGUCAACAGAUUUUAAAGAUAGAAUAACAAGACUUGAACACAAAUUUGCCGUAUCUACUGUACUUUUUCGUAAAUUUCAACCAAUUUUCCAAGAGAUUUUCUCUGGAUUGACCAAUGAGCCUGUUAAACCUAAUACUAAAAGUAAAAAACAAAAACUACAACCAUGUACGACAAAUGCAUUAUUUGAAUUCACAUGGUGUAUGUAUGUAUGUGUGAAGGGAGAAUUUCACAACUCAGCUGAUGAUCUCGUUGAUAUGUAUCAUGUACUGCUGUCGUGUCUCGACUAUGUUUUUGCCAAUGCAUUCAUGGGUAGAAGAAUGGACUUAAUUAAUCCAGCUUUCAAAGGUCUACCAGCAGAUUGGAUGAAAGACGAUUUUGAGUUGCCAAAGAAGCCACCAUGUAUCAUAUCAGUUCUGUGUGAGAUCAAGGAAGGUUUAGCAGUUGAGGCUGCUACUAUGAAGGAAUACAGUUGGAGACCAGUCAUUAAAACUUUCUUUGAAAAAGGGAUUUUAAAAGGCAAUAGCGAAGAUCUCACUGGUUUACUGGAUGUAGGAAACUUUGAUGUUAACGUUAAGUCACUGAAUAACCUCUAUGAAACAUAUGUACUCAGUGUAGGCGAAUUCGACGAAAGAAUAUUUUUAGGGGAACAUGCCAACGAACAGAUCGGAACAAAAAAUAAAGUUUCUGGAGAUGAAAUAUCACAAGUGAUCGCUUCUUUUGGACCGAGCGCGCGUGCGUGCCCCGACACGCCGCUGACGGGCCGGAACUACCUGGCGCGGCGCGAGGAGCGCACGCCGGUGUCGGAGGCCACCAACAGCGUGGCGCGCCUGGCCGCGCUGCUGCGCUCGGCGCGCCCCAAGCCCUCGCCGCACCUGCUGCGCUUCUUCGCUGAUUGUGGUGUAAGUGAAGAAGUAAUAAACUCUAAAGUAGUCGAACCUUGUAACGCAUGGAUGGAACAAUUUUCAAAUAAUCUUAGAGAGAUCAACUGCAGUAACGAAACAAUAGCCUUUAGAUGCAACAUGGUUACGUGUUUAUAUUAUAAAGUAUUAGAACAUAUUAUAAGAGAAGAACACAGAAAAAAGCCGCAAUUAUCUUUACAUGUCCUCCUAUCACAAGAAACGUACCAGCUGACAGUAUACGCAUGUUGUACAGAAGUUGUGUUACAUGCAUAUGGAGUCCAUUCACUACGAUUUCCACGAGUCUUGCAAAUAUAUGGUCUGAGUGCCUUUCACUUUUACAAAAUUAUUGAAUUGGUCGUGCAAGCUGUUGUGGAAAAGCUCAGUAGAGAUGUUAUUAAGCAUCUUAAUGCGGUAGAAGAACAAGUCUUAGAAUCUCUAGUGUGGACGUCAGAUAGUCCACUGUGGGACCAACUUGCCAAAACACCUGUGCCAGCAUCCACCGAAGUUUAUGUACAAGAUUCGCCCAACGGCCGCAGAAAUAUCACAGUUAUAGAUCGCUUCCUAACGCCGAUGGCUGACCAAGCAAAGAAACAAUUGUUCAAAGAUAAUAUUAAACCGGGUCAGUCACUUUUAGUUCAAGCCAACAAUAAUAUAAAAGAAGAAUCUUCAGAUCCCCAGUCACCUCCAAGCACGUCGACUCUAUCAAGUACUGAAAACACUCCAAAUACAACUCCGAAAAAAGCCAAUAACUCAUUAAUGCUUUUCUUUAGAAAGUUCUACAGCCUGGCGGUGGUGCGCAUGAACGAUCUAUGCACGCGGCUGCGACUGACGGACGAGGAGCUGAAGCGCAAGAUCUGGACGUGCCUGGAGCACUCCGUCAUGCACCAGACGCAGCUCAUGCGCGACCGCCACCUCGACCAGGUGCUCAUGUGCGCCGUCUACGUCAUCUGCAAGGUUUCACAUAAUCCAAACAAUCAAGUGGAGAGAACGUUCGCUGACAUCAUGCGUUGUUACCGACAGAGGCCACUCGCCGAUAAUCAUGUGUAUAGAUCUGUUUUAAUCAAUAAGGGAAACGGAGAAGAAUCACCUGAGAGAGGAGACCUUAUUAAUUUCUACAAUAAAGUUUAUGUAAAGUGUAUGCAGAGUUUUGCAUUGAGAUUCACUGGAAGACAUGAGUGCAGUCUGUCGCCACUACCGGCGGGCCGCGCUCGUGCUGGACGUUGGUCACCAGGUUGUCAGCGUGUGUCAGAACGCCACCAGCUGUAUGUGAAGCCACUCACCACACCACCAAACCACCACCACCUGCUCACAUACCAGUUUAGCCGCAGCCCUGCCAAGGACCUGCAAGCGAUCAACACGAUGGUGUCGUGCGAAGUGGGCGGAGUGGGUGGAGUUGGGGUGAAGCGCAGCGCGGAGGGCGGCGACGUGGUGAAGCGUGCGCGGUUCGCGGCGCCCGGCGUGGCGCGCAAGCUGCAGGGGCUCGUCAGCGACCGCCAGGCCGUGUGA
Messenger RNA from Melitaea cinxia (Glanville fritillary), 2918 nucleotides. Its product is annotated as retinoblastoma-like protein 2. The coding region runs from base 189 to 2918 and encodes 909 amino acids. Gene Ontology annotation, biological process: negative regulation of G1/S transition of mitotic cell cycle; regulation of transcription by RNA polymerase II; cell differentiation. The record is from RefSeq and is a predicted model, not a curated record. Gene Ontology annotation, cellular component: transcription regulator complex; nucleus; chromatin. NCBI's taxonomy places the organism in Eukaryota, Metazoa, Arthropoda, Insecta, Lepidoptera, Nymphalidae. Gene Ontology annotation, molecular function: RNA polymerase II transcription regulatory region sequence-specific DNA binding. The transcript is spliced from 18 exons.